GCAUUUGCCUUUGUCUGACUGAGUCCAUACACCCAAGCUCUUCUCUAUCUAGUGGUGUUUAUUAUCUGACACUCUCUCUCUGUCUCUCUCGAUCCCUCAUCAAGCCGCCGCAAUGACCGUGGGAGUUUUAGCUUUGCAGGGCUCCUUCAAUGAGCACAUCGCGGCUCUGCGUCGGCUAGGCGUCCAAGGAAUCGAGAUUAGGAAGGCGGAGCAGCUUCUCACCGUCUCAUCCCUCAUAAUCCCUGGCGGCGAGAGCACCACCAUGGCCAAACUCGCCGAGUACCAUAACCUGUUUCCGGCUCUACGUGAGUUUGUAAAAACGGGGAAACCUGUUUGGGGGACAUGCGCUGGUCUUAUCUUCUUGGCAGACAGAGCCGUUGGUCAGAAAGAGGGAGGUCAAGAACUAGUUGGUGGUCUUGAUUGCACCGUGCAUAGGAACUUCUUUGGCAGCCAGAUUCAAAGUUUUGAAGCUGAUAUCUCAGUACCUCUACUAACAUCUAAAGAAGGUGGGCCGGAGACAUACCGAGGAGUCUUCAUACGUGCUCCAGCUGUUCUCGACGUUGGCCCUGAUGUCCAAGUCUUGGCGCAUUAUCCCGUCCCAUCGAACAAGGUCUUGUAUUCAAGCUCCACCGUCCAAAUCCAAGAGGAAGAUGCUGUUCCAGAGACGAACGUCAUUGUUGCUGUGAAGCAAAGAAACUUGUUAGCGACUGCGUUUCACCCCGAGUUAACCGCAGACACGCGAUGGCACAGUUAUUUCAUGAAGAUGGGGAAAGAGGUCGAAGAAGGAGCUUCUUCAAGCAGUAGUGGAACGAUUGUUUCUGUUGGAGAAACCAGCGUUGGUACCGAGCAAGCUAAGCCUGAUAUUCCUAUAUAUCAGUAACUAACAUUAGAGAGAAGAGACUCAUCACUUCUCUUGAAAUAAAAGAAAAAAAAAACUAUAGAAAAGUGUCAGAUUCUUUUUGAUGUUUUGUGGAAAGAAAAUGUCAAUCUAGUUUGCAUUUGAGCACACAAGAAAAAUUCACAGUACUUUGUUUUCUUGACACAACUUUGUAUACCGUUGAAUCAAACCUGCUUCUUUGGCUCA
This is a messenger RNA of Raphanus sativus (radish), 1084 nucleotides long. Its product is annotated as probable pyridoxal 5'-phosphate synthase subunit PDX2. The transcript is spliced from 6 exons. NCBI's taxonomy places the organism in Eukaryota, Viridiplantae, Streptophyta, Magnoliopsida, Brassicales, Brassicaceae. Gene Ontology annotation, molecular function: glutaminase activity. The coding region runs from base 113 to 880 and encodes 255 amino acids. Gene Ontology annotation, cellular component: glutaminase complex; cytosol. Gene Ontology annotation, biological process: pyridoxine metabolic process; pyridoxal 5'-phosphate biosynthetic process. The record is from RefSeq and is a predicted model, not a curated record.